Molecule: messenger RNA, 918 nt
Organism: Hevea brasiliensis (rubber tree)
Lineage: Eukaryota; Viridiplantae; Streptophyta; Magnoliopsida; Malpighiales; Euphorbiaceae
Exons: 4
Coding region: 163-672 (169 amino acids)
Source: RefSeq, a predicted model, not a curated record
GAGAGCCAGAAUUCAACGAAUCUGGAACUUUCUUAUCUGGAAUAAAAGAGAAUACAUCUGGCAAUAUCAAAUUUAUUCACAAAACCCCUAAUCGGAUCGCACCCUAGGGUUUACCCUAACCGGAUCCAGACCCCGAAAGGCAAUCAGUUUUUUUCUUUAGCAAUGGAGGUGGGUAGUGUCAGUUCUGUGGAGAGGACCUUGUGGGCAUGCUCUGUUAUGGAAGCUAUGGUGGUAGAGACUGCACUUGCAGCUUGGAAGUCUCUUGCUUAUCUGUUCUUUGUGGUUGGAUCAUUACCUGAUGAUAUCGAUGCAUUACCAAAAUUAACUGCAAUGGAUGAGAGGUUUCCUCUAAAUGAACUUUUCAAGAUCAAGCACCCUGAUGCAGAAAACAAAGAUGCUAGUGAUACAGAAGAUGAUGAUGAAGAAGAUGAUGAUAAUGCAGAAGACCCGGAUGACGAAGGCGAUGGUGAUUUCUCAGGUGAAGAGGGGGGAGAGGAAGGAGAUCCUGAGGAUGAUCCUGAAGCUAAUGGUGAAGGAGGAAGUGAUGAUGAGGAUGACGAUGAUGACGAUGAUGAUGGUGAUGAAGAUGAUGAUGAAGAGGAUGAGGAAGAUGAAGAGGAGGAAGAAGAGGAGGAAGAGGUUCCACAGCCUCCUGCUAAGAAGAGAAAGUGAAGAGCAGUCGUAGGCACUAUGUUUCCCUUUUGGGAUAGGUAGCUUUUAGUAGGGGGGAGGAUUCAGAUUGUCGGUAUGCAUAGGGUAGAAUUGGCCAUACUUGUUCUGAAUGAACCUCUGUUCUGAACCAAUGGUGUGAUGUUGUCGCAGAUUAUUGUGAUGUAUAAUAUUUUAUUUUUCCUGGAAUUGGUGCCUGUCUUUUAUUUAAGCUAGUUAAAUCGCUUAGUUUUUCAUGAUGACUAAAAA